Molecule: messenger RNA, 1605 nt
Organism: Glarea lozoyensis ATCC 20868
Lineage: Eukaryota; Fungi; Ascomycota; Leotiomycetes; Helotiales; Helotiaceae
Exons: 5
Coding region: 1-1605 (534 amino acids)
Biological process (GO): amino acid transmembrane transport
Cellular component (GO): membrane
Molecular function (GO): L-amino acid transmembrane transporter activity
Source: RefSeq, a predicted model, not a curated record
AUGUCGGCCUUUAAAUCUGGCCAUGUCAAUGAGACAGUUGGAAGCUCUUACAGCAACUCGGGUUCUGAACACAAACAUGUUAGUGCAGAAGAAGCACUCGAUCAUGAAGGUGCAGAACAAUACGCCACAAGCGACGAACGUCGCGAGAUUGGAUUCAUCUCAGCUGUGUUCCUCAUUUUCAACCGUAUGGUCGGCACGGGAAUUUUCGCAACUCCUUCCGCUAUUCUCUCUCUCUCCGGAUCCGUUGGGCUGUCACUUUUCAUUUGGGUUGCUGGUAUGAUCAUUGCAUACAGUGGCCUGGCUGUUUACAUGGAAUUCGGUACCACCAUCCCUAGAAAUGGGGGAGAGAAGAACUACCUCGAGUACGUCUACCGCAAACCAAAAUUUCUGGUGACAGCUAUGUACGCAGGAUACGUAGUGCUGCUUGGUUGGGCCGGUAGUAAUAGCGUCGUCUUCGGGGAGUAUAUUCUUAACGCCGCCGAGGUCGAGGUUACACGAUGGAACCAGAGAGGUGUUGGAUUGGCCUGCAUCACAAGCGCCUUUCUCAUCCACGGCCUAGCAUUGAAAUGGGGUUUAAGGCUUCAGAACUUCCUGGGUGUCAUCAAGCUGCUUAUUUUGCUCCUGAUAAUUGUCUGUGGAUUCGUUGCACUUGGUGGCCAUCUCAAAAUUGAUAAACCUGACAACUUCACAAACGCGUUUGAAGGAACCACGGGUAGUGCAUAUGGUGUAGUGACGGCACUUUACAAUGUCAUUUGGUCCUACAUUGGAUACAGCAAUGCCAACUAUGCUCUUUCGGAAACUAAGGACCCCGUCAAGACACUUAAGCGCGCAGCUCCAGCAGCUCUCGCACUUGUCAGUGUACUUUACAUGCUCGUGAACAUUGCAUACUUUGCCGCCGUCCCAAAAGAAGAAAUCAUCUCUUCUGGACGCAUUCUAGCCGCCUCCUUCUUCCGCAACAUAUUCGGAUCUCGCGCCGAACGGGUCCUUUCAGUCUUCGUCGCGCUCUCAGCCUUCGGAAACGUCCUGUCAGUCAUCUUCUCUCAGGGCCGUCUAGUUCAAGAAAUAGGUCGUGAAGGUAUCCUUCCAUUCAGUAGAUUAUGGGCAUCCAACAAACCCUUUAACGCGCCCUUUAUGGGUCUCUUUGAGCAUUGGCUUGUCAGUGUGAUUAUCAUGCUUGCACCACCACCUGGAGAUGCUUACAAUUUCAUCCUCAAUGUAAUCUCAUACCCCCUGGCCGUAAUCAACGUCUUCGUGGCUGGCGCCCUCAUCCACCUCUACCUCCACCCCUUCUCCAUCCACCGCAACCCACAACAGUGGACACCACCCUUUAAAGCCACUCUCCCCGUCGCCGUCUUCUUCCUCCUGUCCAACAUCUACCUGGUCAUUGCCCCAUUCAUCCCUCCUACCGACGGCCAAAACGUCUACGAACAUCUCCCUUAUUAUCUUCACUGUCUGGUUGGUAUUGGAAUCUUCGUCGCUGGUGCGGUGUACUGGGUUAUUUGGGCGCAAAUCUUGCCGAGGAUUGGAGGAUAUGAACUUGUUAGGGAGACUAUUGUUGAGAGAGAUGGUUGGGGUAGAGUGGAGUUUGUGAAGAGGAGGGUUUAG